UGUUGCGAAAGAGAUAUAACGACAUAUUACUAAUUCUAAUUUAUAUAGCGGUUGGAAUUUUCGAAAUAAAAUUUAGUUAUUUGAAUUGCGUAGUCAUCUAUACUUCUGGGUAAAAGUUUAACAUGUCAGAUACAUUAUAUAAAACCACUGGGAUACUAUUUUCUACGGUGAUUUUAUUGUCCUUCAGGAAUGUUAAUACUUCAGCGUUUAUUGUGGAGAAUCACUCGCCAUCAUUAUUGAAACGAAGCUGGGUAUAUUCAGAUACAUAUAACUGCGAAAAAAUCUAUAGCUGUUUCAAUACGAGACAGUGUCGUCUGAGGUAUAACUCACCGAAUUAUUUCUGUGCAAACAUUUAUCCCUGUGGGUCGUCAUGUGCACCACUGGACUAUCAUGGUCAUUUAAGGUCAUACGAACUCGCGACAGAAUAG
Schistosoma mattheei is the source of this 428-nucleotide messenger RNA. The record is from the annotation of a GenBank genome assembly. Lineage: Eukaryota; Metazoa; Platyhelminthes; Trematoda; Strigeidida; Schistosomatidae.